AUUCAUUCUGUAUCCUUAACUUUCAACGUUGAGUCAGCUAACACGCUUUCAGUGUACAUAUAUCUUCCGGAACAGAGUUUUUGUAGGUGUAGUUAAGUGUCUCUCAAGCUUUGUUUUCCAUAUCAUCACUUCUUUCUUGCUGGGAAUUUGGUGCUUCAACCAAGAGACCAAUAUCUUUCAAUUCUGCUUCUCUCCCCCAAAUUCUAUAUUGCUUUGUCCAUAAAUGUAAGUUUUCAUCAUCAUGCUGCAAAUGGGUUUGAAUGCAAGAGUCCUUACUGUCUUCAAAAGCAUUGUUUGGUUGUCAGUGAUGAGCAACUUUUUAGUACUAGUAUGCAAAGGACUGGAGAGUGAUAUUUAUUGUUUGAGAUCAAUCAAGGAUUCCUUGGAAGACCCUUUCAUGUACCUAUCUUCAUGGAAUUUCGACAAUCAUACUGAAGGCUUCAUUUGCAAAUUUACUGGAAUAGACUGCUGGCACCCUGACGAGAACAAGGUGCUAAAUAUCCGACUCUCUGACAUGGGACUCAAGGGUCCAUUUCCUCGGGGAAUCGAAAACUGUACUUACUUAACAGGUCUAGAUCUUUCGAGCAACAAACUUUUUGGAACCAUCCCUUCUGAUAUAUCGCGAUUGAUUCCCAAAAUUACAGCGCUCGAUCUUUCCUCCAACAAUUUCAAUGGUGAAAUUCCACCAACCAUUGCGGAUCUUAGUUAUCUCAAUGUCCUUAAACUUGAUAGCAAUCAGCUCACUGGACAUAUCCCAGCUGAAAUUGGCCGCCUGGAUCGCAUCAAGACUGCAAGUUUUACUAACAAUCACUUGUCAGGGCCAGUGCCAAGAUACAUUAAUUAUCAGAUUUCAGCUGACAGCUAUGCAAAUAAUCCAGGACUCUGCGGGGUUCCCUUGCCACCCUGCAAGACACAUAAGAAAAAUAUUAAUUAUCAAGCAUUCUUCAACCGUAAUGCUUUCUUCAUAAGUGGCUUCGCGGUUGGUUGGUCGCUUUCUACAGUUAUUGUUUUUGCUCUGGCUUUGUUUUAUUUGCCUGUCAUUGCACUGCUAAAAAAGAUUGUGAGCAUCCGCAGCAGCAGGAGGAGGAAGAGGACGAAGAAAAGAAACAACCAAGUGCUUGUUCAAAGAACUCAAUCGCCAACUACCAAGAUUACAAGCGAGGUUAGCAAGAUUUCUAAAUUGGAGAAAUUGGUAACUAGAAUGAGCUUCACAGAACUCACCAAUGCUACUGAUAAUUUUAGCGAAGACAACAUCAUCGGGUCAGGACAGAUGGGGACUAUGUACAAGGCACUUCUCCGAAAUGGUUGGUCCCUUGCCAUCAAAAGGUUCUACAAUUCUUCACAAUGCUCUAAGUCUGAGGAACACUUUGUAUCCGAGAUAAUGACUUUGGGUAGAUUGAGACACUGCAAUUUAGUACCUCUAAUCGGGUUUUGUUACGAAACAAAUGACAAACUGUUGGUUUACAAAUACAUGUCAAAUGGGAACCUCUAUGAUUGGUUACAUCCUCCAGAAGGUGAUGAGCCCAAGAUCAUGAAUUGGCCUGUGAGGGUUAAAAUUGCAGUUGGGCUAGCAAGAGGCUUGGCAUGGCUUCACCGCCACAGCACCAAAUUCCAAGUAUUCCAUCACAACAUAAGCUCAAAAUGUAUAUUACUAGAUCAAAAUUUUGAACCCAAGAUAUCUAAUUUCGGGGGAGCAAAGUUCAUUAAUGCAAAUGAGAGUGCUUCGGGUUGGAGUUUUUCCAUGAACGGUGAAUUGUUGGAGUUGGGUUUUGACAAGAGCGAUGUAUAUAGCUUUGGAGUUGUGCUUCUUGAGCUGAUUACAGGGAAAGAACGUAGUAAGGUGACCGAUGAUUCUGCAAGUUGUGAUAAUACUUUGAUUGGGCUAGGAUUUGAUGAUGAGAUCUUUCAGUUACUUAGUAUUGCAUGUAAAUGUGUUCAGCCAUUUGCAGAGCAGAGGCCAACAAUGCUUCAGGUUUACCAAACAAUGAGAGCCAUUGGGGAGAGGCAUGGACUUGUAGAUGAUUCUGGGACGUGGAAGCAAACAGAAAUUGCUACUGCUAGCGAGAGAAAUGUUGAAAUAACAGAGUUAAUCUAAGUGCACAAAAAAAUUUCACAGAAUAUUUGUGUAUUGUUUUAUGAAAAUCUCGUUAAAUAAAUAGUUAAGCAUGCCUAA
Molecule: messenger RNA, 2173 nt
Organism: Camellia sinensis
Lineage: Eukaryota; Viridiplantae; Streptophyta; Magnoliopsida; Ericales; Theaceae
Product: probably inactive leucine-rich repeat receptor-like protein kinase At5g48380
Biological process (GO): protein phosphorylation
Molecular function (GO): protein kinase activity; ATP binding; protein binding
Source: RefSeq, a predicted model, not a curated record